GAGCUUACUUUAGUUAGUGACGGUGUCUCUCAUGAGGCGGACCUGCAACGGGGACUAUAAACGGUCGUAGUUUAGUGGAAAAAUCGUUGGUUAAAAAAUACCUUAAGAAAAAAAGUAAUAAUUUAAAAAGAAAAAUAAGAAAAAUAAACCGACCGAGUCCCUGUGCAAAUUACACACACACACACACGCACACACGAGUGUGUGCCAUAAAGUUGUCAUUGAAAAACCGAUAAAAAAUGACCACGAACCCCUCAGCGGGAGACACCGUCAUCCCGACGAAGACGAGUAUAACAACGAAUGCAACCGGGGAUCGGUUGAUCCCUGGUAAAACCGAGUGUCACCUUGCCCGGGCAGAAUCGACACCCGCGGCGAGGAAGAGACACUUGGAUCAGUCUAGUUCUCCGACAAAGGGUGAGAUACCGACGAAGUCACCGAGGAAGAGCGAGUCUCCGGUGGAAGUGGUCGCUAAAGACCUGCAGGAUUCGCUCUACGAGGUGAAGAUGUGCGUCGCCAGUGCGGAGGAUCAGAAACGGACGCCGCCCUGCGCGACGGAAUCGCGGCCGGAAGUACCGAGAGACAAGCCGUCGAUACGGAGUUUGAGAAAACGCGAAAAUCAAGCAAAAACCCAAUCACCAGCAGCAACAGCGAAACCACAGCUGGUCUCAAGGUCCCAGAUUCCCUGCAGAAGCCUGAAGAGGCCCUCGUCAGAGGAGAUUCCCGAGGGCGAAAAAUCCCACCGAAAGAGUCGCGCCGACGGCGUUUCGCCGCAGGAACCGGAAGUUGGAACCCCGCAAUCCGAAGCAGCGAUCGCAGUUCCUCCUCAGUCCAGGACACAAACGCACCAGCAAUUCCAGAAGAGAGACGAGGCUGUGAAGUUGAGGAAAACUAUACAGUGGCUUGAGGAAGGCGCUCGCAGGAUGAGGGAGGACCUCGCGGCGACUCGCGCCGAACUCCACGAGGAACGAAAGGCCGCGAGGUUGGCCAGGAGGGAACUCGACUCCGCUGUUAAGGACGCAAAGAACGGCGAGGCUGCCAGGCACCUUCGGGUCAUCGCCGAGCUCAAAACCAGAUUGGCGCAAUCGCCGACGCGGACCGGCGUCGAAUCAACGUCGACAUCCUCAAAGGCGGACAUAUUACGGGAGGAAAACCAUCGUCGAGAAUUGUCAGCCCUGAGAAGACGCCUGGCGGAAGCUGAAGCGUCUGUCCAAAAGCUCAAGGCGAACGCGUGCAGCCCUCAUGGUUCGGGAAAGCGAAGAAAAGUCGAGGGUGCCGACGGCCGACGGCUGGAAGUCGAGGUCCAGGCGUUGAGGACCGCGAACCGAAAGCUGGAGGAUCGACUGCAGGUCGUCACAGAAGCGGAAAAGAAGCGAGCGACCGAGCUGCGGAUUCAGCACGAGAACCACGAGGCUCAGCUCGCUGCUUUGCAGAGGACGUUGCGCAGCGAUACGAUAAAAAUGAUGGACGAGAUUCGAAGCAAGACGAGGGAGGUCGAGAAGCUGGAAAGGCUCGUGCUGGAGAGUUCGCAAAUGCACCGGAAAUUGCGGACGAAGGAAGACGACCUGAUGCGAAAGUUGCGCGAGACGGAACGAAGUAAUCAGGUUCGUCUAGCGCCCCGCAUAGAAGAUAAAAAUUCAACGAGCACCGAGCAUGUCGAGGACUCGUGUACCGGGGACUGUGAGGCUGCGGCCGAGGUCGAGAGGCUUCGAGAACUCAGUGUUGAGCAGCAGGAGGUCAUUGAGAUUCUCAGGCAGGCAGUCAAGGAGAAAGAACGGAAGCUCGACCAGAUCUCGAACAAGAAACGAAAGGAGGAAUUCUACAAGCAGUGGCUUGAACUCGAGCCCGUUGUAGAAGUCGAGGACGAAGACGAACACGAACAUGAGGAGGGUGACAGCGCUUUGUCCAGCGCUCCGUCGUCGCUGUCACCCCAACCUGGAGGAUGUGGACAGUGGCAGCAGACAGGCGUUACCAGGGAAGCGUACGAGACGGUACUCCUCGAGGUUGAGGAGCUGCAGAGUAGACUCGUCGAGGAACAGCGGGAACUUGCUCACGCCAAGAGCCAGGUUCGCGACCUGGAGAAGGCUCUGCUUCAGGAGACACGGGGAAGUCAGAACAGCAGACGAGCCCUGAGCGACAAACUCCGGGAGAUCGAGGACCGGGAGGCAACUUUGGUCGCUGAGAUCUCGGAACUCCGAGAGCAGAACGAGCUUCUCGAAUUUCGCGUUCUUGAACUAGAGGAGUCGCCCUGCCUCCGGGACACGCCUGAUCCGGCCGACAGCGGUAUCGUCUCGCCCGAGCCCAUUCACCUCUACAAGGACCAGGUCGGUAAGCAGAAGGACCGCGCCGUCGCGACCAUCAUUCCUUACAACACUUACAACAGCCCAGCUUCGCCGAUACCUCAAAAGCCGCCGUUGUCCCUCCAGGAGAGCGGGAUCUUCGACGAGGAUGACGAAGCGGACGUGGAGCUGGCCAGUCGGGGAACGCAGACGGAAGCUCCGGCCGGUGAUCUUCUGCAGGAAGUCCAACGGCUACACGAGCUUCGGGCCCGGAUCCAGGAGCGGGCGGUCAAAGUUCCGGUUCCCAUGAUUGACCCGAAAUUGGACGUUCCCGACGUCGCUGAUUCCGGACAGAAUGCAAAUUCCUAUCUAGACCGCAUUCGUGAACUUGAGCAAAGACUCGCCGCCCACGAGGAGGCGGAGAGCAAGCGAAACCAAGACAAACAGCUGUCGAAACAAAGGGAGGAGGAACUCUUGGACGAAAACUACAGACUCACCGAGAGGAUUUACUGGUUCGAAAAUCUUCUUCGGAAUUCCAAGAACCUCGAGGAGGAUCUGAAAGGCUCUUCGAACGUUCAGGAGGACGAGUUAACGCCGAAGAAUGAUGACUCGCAUGUUUCCGAGGAACACGAAGACGCAUCAUCGGCGGGGAUGCAAAAUCCGGAAGCUACCGAGGUGCCGCAAACGAUUUUGUCCACUCCAGGGUCUGUCGAGGCCGGAAAAUCGAUGACCUUGGAAGAUCUUGACGUGGGAUGCAACGAGUGUGGAAAAAUGAGGUCUGAAGUGAUCGGCAGGCUGGAGGAGCUGGUACAGGUCGAGCUGCUGACCAGACAACGCAUCGUCGAUCUUGAACGUCGGGAGGCGACGUACAUGAAGACCUUGCAGAAGGCUGACGAGAUGUGGGUCGAAGCGGAGCGGGGCUAUUCGAAUCAGCUCAAAGAGCUUCGCGCCAAGCUCGAGCUUGAGCUCUCCGAAAAACAGAAGCUCUCUCAACACGCUGCCGAGCUAAAAGACAAGCUGAAUGAAAUCCGGACGAGCGAUGACGUUGCGGAUCGCUGCACUGAGUGCGUUAGAUGUCGCAGGUUUGUGAUGCCGGAAAUUUUCAUCUCCGAAGCGGAUCAAUCCUUCGACGAGGUUGACGCGGCAGCUGGAAGUGGAGAAAGCAGCGGGGAUUCAGCAUCGAAAAUUGAUCCGAAAUCGAAAAUUUCCAGUAACAUUACCGCGGCUGCGAUUUCGAGCGUCGGGGAUGGAAGCGGUGAAGAGAAUUUGACCUCUUCUAAACCACUCGUUAAUUCAAUCAUAGAGCAGGAUACGGCGAGAAAGGUGAAGGUUUCCAAGGUAUUCGUGCCCGAAAUCGUUGCAGAAUUGGCAAUCGAGGCUAAGGAGGAAGAGGCGCCUAGCGAAGAGUCUGAUAAUCGGAUAGAAAAUACCGAUGGUUCAAUCCCGGACAGUGCAGGCAAGGGUAAAGGAGUCGUUGGAGUGGUCCAGGAGGGUCCUUCGGGAAAGAACGACAUCGGGAUAGACGUAGUGGAAGGCGGAGAGGCUCAACCAGAGCCUGUAGUGACUAUUAACGAGACAGAACCUAAAAAGAAGGUAAUUUACUUCCGUUGGAGAUGAGGCCAAGCCGGGCCUUCUCCGUGGUGUGUCAGUCGAAUUUGCGGCUUUCUCCCCGCGGAAGAGGACCUCGCGUUUUUCGACCUCGAGCUGUUCCUCCUGCGGAUGUUGACGAGAUGCUAUUUUCGAUCAGUUAAUAAGGACAAAUCCGCUGGCGCUACUUGGUGAGUCCAAGUGACGUACAGAGAUGGUACGUCCAUCGCCUCCUGAUUUUUACUCACUUAACUCGCUCAAUCGAUCGUUAUAAGUUAGUCAACCCUGAACCUAGCUGUUAAAGAUUUUCUUUUCGUUUUGUAGUAAUUAUCGUAAGUAGUUGCCCAGCUACUGGUCAUGUUUAUAAUUGAGCCACACUAAAAGAAGAGACCAGCUGAUCUAUGUCCAUAUCAAUGUAUAAUAACUGAAGUGCCUAUACGAACACUUGGAUGUACGAAAGUGUUCAUUAAUUACUGUGCAAUGCCGCAAGUGCAAUUGUACGUAAAAUCGAAAUGGAACCCACCGUUAUCAUCGUCGUAAUAACCGCAGCGCGAUAAUCUAUCUAUCGCGGAUAGUCUGAAUUCAUAUUAUUUGGCUUAAGAAGCUGCGGUAAAUAGCACUUGACAAUUAAUUUUCAUCUCACGAUAAUUUUACAUAUGAAAUUGUUGAAAAUUUUUAAUUUCCUCUUACAUCUCUCUAUUUUUAUUAUUUAGACAAUCGAACGCGCCGAAAGGAUCAUAUUAUUAACGACGGACAAUAAUUUUUAUUCGAUGAUUAAAAUUAUAUAAUCAACGUAGUAGGUAAUAUAAUACUUACAUAAAUAUUUUUCGAAACGAAACGAAUUAAAAAAAAAAGAAACAGAAACAAAAACUCUCUCGAAAUCGACGAAUCAUAAUCCCAUGUUGUUAUAGUUAUAGAUUACAUAUUUAUCACUUUUUACAUUUUAACACGUAUAAUCUAUUUUUCUGAUUUGCCCAUUAUUAUGCGUAAGAAGUGUGAAAGAAAAAUUAUAUCAUUGGUUCUAUCUUGCAUGCAUACAAGGCGGACUAGAGACGCAUAAAAACGUAUCUACCAAAUUGGAACCGCAAGUUAAUUAAGAGUUUGUGCCGACGUUUGAGGUCUGUAAUCCCGUAUUAGGAUGUUAUGUAGAAAUUAGGUAAAAAUGUCUAGUCGAUUUUUUCUAAACUUUAAGUUUUUAAUAUUUUACCGCUAUAUAUCGAUAUCUAUAUGGUUUCCAAAAGGCUAUACAAAUAUACAGGUAGAUCAGCUUGCAGAAUUUGUUCGACCCAGGUUGAUAAAUUCUUCUGUAAUCGCUACGAUCAUGCUUCCAACUUGUACCAUACACUUUAUUGCCUGCUGUAUUUUCAGCGAUUAAUUAUAAGCCCAUUGAAUUCUAAACGUGUACAGAAUAAUAAUAAUAAUAAUAAUAAUAAUAAUAAUAUGCGUACUCUGAUAUUAAAUAUUACCUAUUAUAUCUAAGUAUACAUUAUAUAUACGAGAUAUAUUUUUGAAGAAACACUUUAUACUCGUCUUUCGUCGCUGACGAACUCUCGGAAAGACAAGGAAAAAAAUAUUGUUUUUUCACUACGUUUGAUACAUUUAUUAUGUAUAUGAUUAUGUGUUACUCGAUUAAAAUAUUUAAAUCAA
This is a messenger RNA of Diprion similis, 5507 nucleotides long. Its product is annotated as janus kinase and microtubule-interacting protein 3-like. The coding region runs from base 237 to 3890 and encodes 1217 amino acids. The record is from RefSeq and is a predicted model, not a curated record. Lineage: Eukaryota; Metazoa; Arthropoda; Insecta; Hymenoptera; Diprionidae. The transcript has 13 exons.